CCCAGAUAGAGAUGUAAUUGUCAGCAGAUGUUCUCUGUCAUCCCAGAGAGGAGAUUCUUCAUAGACUCAGGGCAAUUCCAACUGUGAGCUGUAGAUGGCGCUGCUAUACACCGCUCUGGCAAUCAGCCUCCUCCUCUACCUGGCAGAAUGUGACUAUGUGAUCCCCAAACCCCAGUAUGAAGAGGUCCGUGUGCCCCGAUACGGCAAUGCCACCCUGCCCUGCCAGUUCUCCUUCAUCGAGAACACCUACGACCUGGGCACCAGCUGGCACCGGGAGGACAUCGUGGAGGAGAUGGAGGUGGAAGACAUCCAGGCCUACAUUCAGCAGACCUACGACUACAAAGAACCUCAGCUGGUCUACAGCUUCCAUAAAGACAAAGAGGACUUCUCCGAGCAGAGCCAAGUCUACUACGAGCGCGUGCGGGUGGACGUCAACGAGAUCCCCGAAGGUGACGUCACGCUGCACAUGCACCACGUGGACUUCCAGGACGAGGGGCUCUACACGUGUAAGGCCAUCAGCCCACAUGGCAAAGGAGAGACCAAGCUGAAACUCCUCGUAGAAGAGGAGGAGGAGCCCCCGGUGAAGUUCGACACGGUGGACAAUGGCACGGUGGUACGUUGCGUGUCCAAAGGCUGGUAUAAGGUCCCCAUGGUGCGCUGGUUGAACCGCCGAGAGGAGGACAUAUCGGUGAACUCCACCGUGGAGGUCCUGGAGCAAAUGAAGGACGGCCGCCAUCGAGUCUCCACCACCCUUAGUGGAGUGAAGAGCCACGAGAUCUACCGCUGCUUCAUCAGAGACACCCAAAAAGCCAAGAGACCGAGGACCAUAUACAGGAGGCUAAGGGGCGCUGAGGGAAUAUGGGGAAUUCUGAAGCCUCAGAUGAACUUCCAAUUUGAAGAAAAGACGAUUGCGGAAAUUGAGAACAUCGACGACAACAUCAACGCCAUCUCCACCAACCCCACCAACACCACCACCAACAUCGACACCAUCGACAACAUCGACACCAACAACAUCGACACCAUCUCCACCAACCCCACCACCACCACCACCAACAUCGACACCAUCUCCACCAACUCCACCACCAACAUCGACACCAUCGACACCAACAACAUCGACACCAUCUCCACCAACCCCACCACCACCAACAUCAACACCAUCUCCACCAACCCCGCCAACAACAUCGACACCAUCUCCACCAACCCCACCAACUCCACCACCAACAUCGACACCAUCGACACCAACCCCACCACCAACAUCAACACCAUCUCCACCAACCCUGCCAACAACAUCGACACCAACAACAUCAACACCAACCCCACCAACCCCACCAACAACAUCGACACCAACAACACCAAUACCACCAAUACUACCAAUACUAAUACCAACACAACCAGUGAAUAG
Rana temporaria (common frog) is the source of this 1402-nucleotide messenger RNA. Its product is annotated as ABC transporter H family member 2-like. The transcript is spliced from 5 exons. The coding region runs from base 95 to 1402 and encodes 435 amino acids. Lineage: Eukaryota; Metazoa; Chordata; Amphibia; Anura; Ranidae. The record is from RefSeq and is a predicted model, not a curated record.